Molecule: messenger RNA, 1723 nt
Organism: Nelumbo nucifera (sacred lotus)
Lineage: Eukaryota; Viridiplantae; Streptophyta; Magnoliopsida; Proteales; Nelumbonaceae
Product: protein SENSITIVE TO PROTON RHIZOTOXICITY 1-like
Biological process (GO): response to acidic pH; response to aluminum ion
Source: RefSeq, a predicted model, not a curated record
GUGUUUGGUGGGUCAAGUCUCUGGUCUCUAGAACCAUAAGGAGAGCCCCAGAUGUCAGCUCCAAGGGAAGGGGUGCAUGACACACGCUUCCUUCAAUUUUCUUCUUUUCUUUUUGUUUUGUUUGUUUAUAAACAUGUCAUCCACCAAUUCUGAGCUCCGGUAUUAGCCACAACAAUAUGCUUGAUUCCGACCGGUAUUUUCUUCACUCUCCCGGCGGCUGCUCGGCCGGAGGACAUGAAAUAGCGGCUGCAGAGGCUAAUCUUUCCUGUGUCUCAACAGGGCACGGGGUUGGUUUCCAGAUGAUCCCUUUCUCCAGUGGGGAUCCUCGAAUCCCUCUUUUCAAUCUCUCCUUGCUUCGCCAGAAGAUGGACUCGCUUCAAGAAUUCCUAUCUGAUUCGGUCAAACGGAACACCUUUAUUGGGAAGAAUAAGAUGGAUAUGGUUUCCACCGAGAUCUCCUCUGCCAUUCAGCACGUCAUUGUAAACGGCGCGGCUUUACUCGCCUGUUACCAGCACCAGCCGCCUGACCACAAUCUUGCUUCUUCUCAAGUACUAGAACCCUCGGGUGUUCGCCCGAUGGCCGGAAGAGUUCCAUUCCAGCCGGAUCCCUUGGCUCCGGGGAGUUCUCUUGCCACCUCCUCAAAAGCAUCUGAUUCGAGCUACUUGAUCGCUGGAAAGGUUCAUCCCAAGACCCAGCCCAUUACCGUAGAAACGAUGAAAGGUUCGAGGUCCAAUUUGACCCCGGGAACGCUACCCACUAAUCCUGAUCUUGAAACCCCGAUGACGAUUUCUUUGGGUUCGGAAGAGAUGACAAGUACAAAAUUUUCGCCGGCGAUCUCCGACGAGGGGAUCAAAACUGAGAUCGAUGAUGAAGGAGGUGAAAUUGUCGAAAUAGAUGCGGUGGAACUACUGGCGGAGCACAUCCACAUCUGUGAUAUCUGCGGUAAGGGAUUCAAACGAGAUGCCAAUCUUCGUAUGCACAUGCGCGCUCACGGUGAUCAGUUCAAGACGCCGGAGGCCCUGGCAAAGCCCGACAGAUUGGCCGGAGUAAAACGGAAGAUACGUUUCUCUUGCCCCUUCGUGGGCUGCAACCGGAACAAAUCUCACAAGAAAUUCCGACCCUUGAAGUCGGCCAUCUGCGUGAAGAAUCAUUUCAAAAGAAGCCAUUGCCCAAAGAUGUAUUCCUGCAACCGCUGCAAUAAGAAGAGCUUUUCCGUCGUGGCCGAUCUCAAGAGCCACCUGAAGCACUGCGGCGAGCCCAAGUGGCGUUGCACGUGUGGCACGAGCUUCUCUAGAAAGGAUAAGCUCUUCGGGCAUAUGGCACUGUUUGAAGGUCACAUGCCCGCUGUUGUUGCAGAAGCGUACGAGGAAUCGAAGGAGGCAGUAGUAAUGGAUGAUGACGAAGAUUUAGAAGAUGCCGAGGAGGAAGGAGAAGAAUAUGAAGAAACCCAAUUGAGAGAAGGCGAUGCUGCAGCUAGUUGCUCGGGGUAUGAUUUAUUCGAGGAUCUGUUAGAUGGGUUUGUGCCUACCGACGAUGAUAGUUUCAAAGAUGUUCUAGGAUCUCCUAGUUUAGUUGCAGGAAUGGAUGAUAUAUUUCAAAUUUAACAUUCAGUAACAUAUCCCUUCCGACUCCUCAGUUCUCUGUUUUUGUAGUAUAUCCUUUCCAAUAAUGUAAAAAGAAGAUAAUUAUUAUUCCUAUUAAUUUCUGUUGGCAAUCUCUUUUA